AAAAAAAAAUAAAAAAAAAAACUCGCGAGAAGCAGCGCUUGCCAAGAUCCUUCACGUCAAUCAAACAUGAAAAAUAAAAAGACUAGGCCUACUAAGUGAAAAUAUACUAAAAAUUAAGCAUAAAUGUUUUUUUUUUUUUUUUUUUAAUUCUGUUAGGUUUUUAGCUCUUGUUUGCAAUACAAUAUUUGUACAGUAGGCCUAAAAGAUGCAGAUGUUUUCUCUAGCGGGCAUUGUUACCACGGCAAUCAUCUUGAGCUUCCGCACUUCACGCUUCUGGUUCGCUUGAAACGCCCUUAAAGUCCCCGUGAACCGGAAGUUGAAAACGACUUUUCUCCAGUGUUGUGACGUAUUUCCAAGUGAAACGGAAUAUCGAAUAUCGGGUUUUUUGUGAUUUCUUCACGUUUAUGUCUGUCGGUUUCAGAAUUCAGGUUCUACAACAACGUGCAGAACAUGUUAUUCUUUUUACUCUUAUUGUUCGUGGACGGUGUGUCUGGUGAAACCGAGUCCGUGAUGGAAGGAGAUUCCGUCACUCUACACACUGAUAUUACUGACAUACAAAACGAUGAUACGAUACUGUGGCUGUUUGGACCUAAAGACUCUGUCGUAUCUCAAAUAACGAGAAAGUCAGAUUUUACUACACAUUUUGUCACCGAUGUUAUGGGAUUCAGAGGCAGAUUACAGGUGGACCAAAAGACUGGAUCUCUGACCAUCAGAAACACCAGAAUCAGACACUCGGGAAAAUAUAAACUAAGCGUCUCGAGAGAACAGACAACCACAAAGAUAUUUAAUGUUACUGUCUUUGGUGUGGUUGGUGAGACGGAUGAAGUGAAGUCAGAGUCAGUGAUGGAGGGAAAGUCUGUCACUCUGUGGAAUGAUGUUGAAGUACAGAGAGACGAUCUGAUGGUGUGGAGGUUUGGAGAUAAAGGCAUCCUCCUGGCUAAAAUUGAUGUGGAAACUAAUGAAACCUCAUUAAACAAUGCUGACGAGAGAUUCAGAGACAGACUGCAGUUGAAUCCAAAUGGAUCUCUGACUAUUAAGGACACCAAAACUUUACACACUGGACUUUAUGAGCUACAGAUCAGAGGCCGUGAGAGCGCACAGCGAUUCCUUCUUUCUGUCACUGCUGUUCCAGGUCUGUCUCCAGGUGUCGUAGCAGUGAUUGUUUUUACUGUUUUGCUGGUGGUUGCAGCUGCUGUUGUGAUUUACUAUCGCCGCAAGGUCUCUGAACUACAGAAACAAAUGGUGAAGAACGUGCCAGCGACAGAGGGAAAAUCUGUCAUUCUACGCGCUGAUCUUACUAAAAUAGAGAAAGAUGAUACGAUACAGUGGUAUUAUGAAGAUGAAGACAAUCGCAUUGCUGAAUUCAAAGCAGGGGACAGAAGUCCAGAUACAUUUCCAGGAGCUGAUGGGAGAUUCAGAGGCAAACUGAACUUGGAUAAGACUGGAGAUCUCUCCAUCACAGACAUCAGGACUAUUUACUCUGGACUCUAUAUACUAAAGCUCAGCAACAGCAGAAGAACCAAAUACAAGAGAUUCAGCGUUUCUGUGAAACCAAAGGAAGAGUCAGUGAGGGUGGGAGGAUCUGUCGCUCUCCGGCCUGACCUCUCUAAUGCUAAAAUUGAAACAGAUGAACUUAUUCUGUGGACGUUUGGAGCUGAAAAGAGUCUUGUUGCUACAAAUGCUGCAAGGCCAAAUAAAACUGAUGAAAGAUUCACAGACCGAGUGGAGCUGGACGAGGAAACUGGAUCUCUGACAAUCAGUAACAUCAGAGCUGAAGACGUUGGACAUUAUAAACUACAGAUCAUCAACAGCAAAGAGACCAAAGGCUGGAGAGUCAAUUUGAUUCUCAAUGAUUCCACAGGGAAUGAACCAGCGACUGCAGCGACAUCACUGUUGUAAAAUCAAGGGGAGGAAUCGACUUCAGUUUGAGAUAAGACACACCCACCAGUGUCAAUCACUUUGACAUCAUCAACAUGUGAGCACCAUAUACAACACCAAAAACACAUUUCUUUCCUUCUUGUGAAAGUGAGAAACCGGUUUCUGUCGAGCUGUUAAACGUGCGGGUAAAACGUUUCUUUGGUUGGUGGUUGAUGAAACUCUUUCAUAAAUCAUUUCACUAAUGUUACACGUCAUACAUGUUGCUUGAUUAACAAAAUACUGCUUUGAUUCUCACAUCUUUAAUAUUGUGCAAUCGUAAACUGCGAGAUAGAAAUUUCAUAUAAAGAUGUGGGAAUCACUGAAUGUGUACUUUGAAAAAUCAAGGAGUGGGCAGUGCAAUGGGGAUACUUGAUUGAAAGAAUUGAGCGCAAUGGUCAAACAUGUCCGUCUAGUGCGUGUUUACAUAGAAAAACUAUGGAAGAGCAGCAAAGACGAGCUCUGUGAACUAGACUUGAGGCUUAGAAACUCCUACAGACACUAAACUCUCUGAUGAAGAAGUAUUUAUAGCUGCAAAAGAGAUGUAGAUGACUACGUCCAUCAGGAGACAGACUGUACUCUAAGAUGUCACAUUUGGCAGUUUUUGGUCCAAUAAUCUGUUUCUUCUAAAUUAAGCAGAAGGAAAACACUAGUCGUUAAGCUGGUACCGUCUAUGCAGUCCAUUAGAUGGAGAAUUGGUAGAUUUCAUCAGGCCUCGAGGGAAUAUCAAGCUGAGUAUCAUCAGUGUAACAAUAAAAGCAAACCAGAAAAAGGGGAAGCGUGCCUUAGAAUGAGAAUGGAUUUGUUUUGUCUGUCGUCGAAAAAAAAAAAUGCUUGAUUUCUCUUUUUGUAUUAAUUACA
Molecule: messenger RNA, 2775 nt
Organism: Ctenopharyngodon idella (grass carp)
Lineage: Eukaryota; Metazoa; Chordata; Actinopteri; Cypriniformes; Xenocyprididae
Exons: 8
Coding region: 451-1899 (482 amino acids)
Source: RefSeq, a predicted model, not a curated record